AUGAAGAUCAUCACCGUGGCUCUGGUGUGCCUGCUGCUGGCUGGGGCGUGGCUACAGGAUGUGGAUGCCAAGAGCAUGCUUGUGUCAUCCUCCAAUUGUUGUUUCACAUUGGUGGCGAGAAAGAUGUCCCUGCGGAGAAUCCAGUGUUACAAGAACACCAGCUCUACCUGCUCCUACAAAAACCAUCUAAUAUUGAAGCUGAACGGAGGCCAAGAGGCUUGUGUCUCACAGACAAAAUCGUGGGUUCGGGCUUAUUUAAAAAGGAUAAACCCCUGCCAGUGA
Molecule: messenger RNA, 282 nt
Organism: Eubalaena glacialis (North Atlantic right whale)
Lineage: Eukaryota; Metazoa; Chordata; Mammalia; Artiodactyla; Balaenidae
Gene: CCL1
Product: C-C motif chemokine ligand 1
Exons: 3
Coding region: 1-282 (93 amino acids)
Biological process (GO): monocyte chemotaxis; cellular response to tumor necrosis factor; positive regulation of GTPase activity
Cellular component (GO): extracellular region
Molecular function (GO): CCR chemokine receptor binding; chemokine activity
Source: RefSeq, a predicted model, not a curated record